Molecule: messenger RNA, 4620 nt
Organism: Psammomys obesus (fat sand rat)
Lineage: Eukaryota; Metazoa; Chordata; Mammalia; Rodentia; Muridae
Gene: Epn2
Product: epsin 2
Exons: 11
Coding region: 436-2358 (640 amino acids)
Biological process (GO): endocytosis
Cellular component (GO): clathrin vesicle coat; endosome; plasma membrane
Molecular function (GO): phospholipid binding; clathrin binding
Source: RefSeq, a predicted model, not a curated record
GGCUCUUUGCCAGUUGGAAUUAGUUGAAUUCUGAGGACUUUGAUGGAUAUAAAUAUGAUAACCCAGAGGAAGAAGGGUCCGUGGAGGAGUCAUAGGAGGACUGCUUGCUGGUUUGCUGGUUACCUGGACUUGUGGAUUUCCUGAUGAUGGAUAUUGGUAUUGCCCCCGAAAGAAUCCUACCACCCUGCCCAGCAGGAAGAAUGCUGCUGAAGUGGGGCACAUAGCCAGCUGCAGGCUCAGGGGAUGCCAGCCACCAAAUGCCAGCCGUCUGGCAUGGCUUCCAGCUUCGGGGACCUGAGGCUUUGGAGGAGGAAAUGACUGUUGACGGUCUUCUGUUCCAUCUGCAUUACGACAUUCAAACUUCCUAGAGUGCAGGCUUAGGGGACAGGAAAAUUUCUCUUGAAGGGCUCCACAUUUGUAACAAAGAAGGUAAAAAUGACAACUUCAUCUAUCAGACGGCAGAUGAAAAACAUUGUGAACAAUUACUCAGAGGCUGAAAUCAAAGUCCGGGAAGCCACCUCCAAUGACCCGUGGGGCCCAUCCAGCUCUCUGAUGACUGAGAUUGCUGACCUGACCUACAAUGUGGUGGCCUUCUCGGAGAUCAUGAGCAUGGUUUGGAAGCGACUUAACGACCAUGGCAAGAACUGGCGACAUGUGUACAAGGCACUGACACUGCUGGACUACCUGAUCAAGACAGGUUCUGAGCGGGUGGCCCAGCAGUGCCGUGAAAACAUCUUUGCCAUACAGACUCUGAAGGACUUCCAGUACAUUGACCGUGAUGGCAAAGACCAGGGCAUCAACGUGCGGGAGAAGUCAAAGCAGCUGGUUGCUCUCCUCAAGGACGAGGAACGGCUGAAGGCCGAGAGGGUUCAGGCUCUCAAAACCAAAGAGCGCAUGGCUCAGGUGGCCACUGGUGUGGGCAGCAACCAGAUCACCUUCGGUCGUGGUUCCAGCCAACCCAACCUUUCUACCAGUUACUCGGAGCAGGAGUAUGGCAAGGCUGGGGGCUCGCCAGCCUCCUACCACGGCUCACCAGAGGCCUCGCUGUGCCCCCAGCACCGUGCAGGGGCCAUGCUGGGUCAGAGUGAGGAGCUGCAGCCACUGAGCCAGCGCCACCCCUGCCUGCCGCACCUGGGCCUAGCCUCCCGCCCAAAUGGUGACUGGGCCCAGCCAUGCCUCACUUGUGACCGCGCAGCCCGAGCUACUUCCCCACGAGUGUCCUCUGAGCUGGAGCAGGCCCGGCCACAGACAAGUGGAGAAGAGGAGCUGCAGCUGCAGCUGGCACUUGCCAUGAGCAGAGAGGUAGCAGAACAGGAAGAACGCCUCAGGCGGGGUGAUGACCUGAGAUUGCAGAUGGCCCUGGAAGAAAGCCGGAGAGACACAGUGAAGGUUCCAAAGAAGAAAGAGGUGAAAGCAUGCUGCAAGCCAGGCUCCCACUCACAGCAGACUACACUGUUGGAUUUAAUGGAUGCUCUCCCCAGCUCAGGCGCUGUUACCCAGAAAAGUGAGCCCUGGGGUGCUGGGCCCUCUGCUAACCAGACCAACCCCUGGGGUGCAACAGCGGCUCCUGUGAACAUUUCUGAUCCCUGGCCAUCAUUUGGUACCAAGCCAGCUGCCUCUGUGGACCCAUGGGGAGUGCCUACCACAGCCAGCACGGAGUCUGUCCCCAAGAGCUCAGACCCCUGGGCUGCCUCACAACAGCCCACCUCCAGUGCUGGGAAAACAGCAGAUGCCUGGGGAGCUGCCCAGCCCAGUUCUGCCUCAGGGUCCUUUGAGCUCUUCAGUAAUUUCAAUGGUACAAUUAAAGAUGACUUUUCUGAAUUCGACAACCUUCGAACUUCAAAAAAAACAGCUGAGUCAGGGGCCUCAGUACCUCCCCAGGACAGCAGAACCACAAGCCCUGACGUCUUUGAGUCUCAAUCCCUGACUUCUGCCUCAAAUAAGCCUAGCAGUGCCCGAAAAACACCUGAGUCUUUCCUGGGCCCCAAUGCAGCCUUGGUGAACUUGGACUCACUGGUGACCAAGCCUGCUCCACCAGCCCAGUCCCUCAAUCCCUUUCUGGCACCAGGUGCUGCUGCCCCAGCCCCUGUCAACCCCUUCCAGGUCAACCAGCCCCAGCCGCUGACACUGAACCAGCUUCGAGGGAGCCCUGUCCUGGGAAGCAGUGCAUCCUUUGGGUCUGGUCCAGGGGUGGAGACUGUGGCCCCUAUGACCUCAGUAGCCCCACAGUCAGCAUUGGGGCCCAGUGGCUCCUCAUUGACACCACUGGGCCCUACAGCAAUGAACAUGGUAGGCAGUGUGGGCAUUCCCCCAUCAGCAGCUCAGGCAACGGGCACAACAAACCCUUUCCUUCUCUAAUGCCCAGGCUGGGACUUGCCUGAGUGAACACCCAGAGUGCCGAGCCCAAGGAUGUCAAGUGGGGACUCUAAUCUGUGUAGUGGCUGAGAAUAUGGUGGUAGGGGUGUUAGAGCUUUGGGUCCAGCUUCCUGGUGAAAGGGUGGUUGUUAUAGUCCAGAACCUUCAGGCUGGGGUGCAGGUGGGUGACCCCACCGUCCUCACUGGGCCCCUGUGUCUCUUCCUAAGUGCUCAGCUCUAACCUUGCUCCACUGAGGUCUUGAAAGGAGGAGGUGUUAUCAGUGUUGCCCAAGAUUCUGGGAUGCUGUAGCCCAGGACUUGGGACAGUCACAUUGUGUGCGCCCCAUCCCCAGCAAUCUUCAGGGUGUGGGCAAGGUGAAGCUCUGGCCCCACUCGACACUGACCGUUGGGAAGUGGUUGUGCAUAUUUUAUUUUCCUUUGGCUCAUGUGAGUCCAAGGCAAACACUACUACCAGGGUGGAGCUUUAAGCUGACUGGAGCGCGACCCUGCCCCGGGCUCUGUGCUUGUGCACGUUUGCACAUUUUGUUGAGUACAGUUUCAUAUUUGAGUUUGCAGAAUUAUCUAAUAGUCUUUUUUUGGCUAAUAUUUUUAUAACGUGGUUCUUAUUUAACUGUCUAGUUUUGAUAGAAUUGACCAAGUCUGGCUGAUUAAGGUCUUGGCAUGUAUUAUUUUAGUGGUCUAAUUUCUCUUAUUUAUGGUUAUAACUGUAAGAAAACUUUAAAAGAAGAGAUAUUUGGAUGACAAAAAUAUGCCUUAUGGAAAACUAAGCAAAUUCUUUAUAGGAAAAAAAAAAACAUCGAAAUUAGAUUACACAAAAAGAAUUUUAUUAAAACAAAACAAAAACUUCCAAUAGUAACAAAAACUUGCAGCCUCCAGUUGCCUUUUUCCUUUCUUCAGUUCUUUUGAUGAAUUACCAAAUCAACUGACUCAUUGGCAUUUUUGCCUAGAUCUGAGAGGCUUUUUGCUACUAGUGUAUUGACAUCUUAAUGUUAAAAGAAAAAACAACGCAUGAUUGUGACUUGCCAGUUUUUAUCAACUAAUUCCUCUCUUUGUACCUGGCGUGCAGGGAUUGCCAGGGACUUCUGUUUACUGCAGACCAGAAGUGUGGCUGGCUGCCCAGUCGCCAUGCUCAGGUUAAUGAGAUUGUGGGAAAAUUGGGGGUGAUGGUGCACUUCUGGGCCCAUAGGUCACCAGGGAUGGUCCCCUAGAUGAGUCUUAAUGAGAUUGUGGGAAAAUCGGGGGUGAUGGUGCACUUCUGGGCCCAUAGGUCACCAGGGAUGGUCCCCUAGAUGAGUCAGGACAGGGACCCUGAUCUGUUUGCCUACCAGCUCCAACUCAGGCUGCUGACCAGGAAGUAACCACAUCCUAUUUUGGAGAAGAAAACAUCCUCCCAUGAAGUAGGUUUUUAACAGACGUGCACUGAUACUACUCCCAACCUCUUGCUGUCCCCACUCCACUCACUGUUAAAGAAAAGUGUUAAAUCCUGAACUAGAGACCACAGACUUGCUUUUCUUCAGAGAAAGGACUGCCCCUUCUUGGUCCUGGCAGUUUGUGUGGCUGGCCUUUCUGCCUUGUCUUGCAAUAUGGACUUCUAACCUUAAGCUCCAAGGGCAUCCAGCCACCUGCCAGCCCCUCUGUGUCCAGAGAAAGUUUGGCCCUCAGCACCCACAUGGUUGACUUGGUGGUUACUGUUUGAGUGAGACUGCACUCUAGACCUCCUGAAUCUGAGAGCCCACAUGCUGCUCCUAGGCCCCACAAGCCAAUAGCCCUUCCUAACUACCUGUUCCUCCUAGAACCUGAGGCCUAGCAGUACGCUUGGGCCCUGCUCUUUAGGAAGGCUAAUGACUGGGCAUCAGAGAGGUGCAGGCACCACAAGACAGGGGAGCUGACACCGUUCUAGAUUGCGCAUUCUUCAGAUUGUAUGGGCCAGGGCCAGAACUGCCUUCUGGGGCCAGUGAUUAUGCUGCGAAGACAAGAGCCCUUCUGGCUGAGGCCCCAUUCCAAUAGCCACUAGGCUUCCUCUACCCACAGGCCAUCCAGCGCAUGUCCCAAGUACCUGCUGCACUGAUCAUGAAGCCACUGGCCACUGCCAUGUGUGUUGCACACGUGCCACCAUGCCCUUCCUGAUGAACACCCUGAAGGAAGUCACCCAGCUGUUUCUCAGUCCCAGGGCUGGUGGUUGGUUUUAGAUUUAUGUUGACUGUUGAUACUUAUUUACUGUAUAAAUAUAAUUUAUCAUUUGUA